UGUGCAAGCAUCAACCAAUAAUCACAAUGGGCGGCGGAGCACGAUUCCCUUACCCGAAGCACGUUUGGUCGCCAUCAGGUGGAUGGUGGUCUCAACCCAAGAACUGGAAAAUGAACACCGCGCUUACCAUGGGUGCCAUCCUCCUGAUUAACGUGUGGGUCUUUAAGAAGAGUGCUGAGCUCGAGAAGAGAUAUAACAACCCAUCUCGAUGGAUCCCAUCAAUGUUGUGGUCUAAGGAGUUCCUGGACGGUAAGUGGAAGGUUGGAGACGAGACGGAGGAUCAGAAAGACAACUUCAAAUGA
This is a messenger RNA of Saitoella complicata NRRL Y-17804, 302 nucleotides long. RefSeq lists its product as uncharacterized. The record is from RefSeq and is a predicted model, not a curated record. Lineage: Eukaryota; Fungi; Ascomycota; Saitoellomycetes; Saitoellales; Saitoellaceae. The coding region runs from base 27 to 302 and encodes 91 amino acids. The transcript is spliced from 4 exons.